Molecule: messenger RNA, 2652 nt
Organism: Ogataea philodendri
Lineage: Eukaryota; Fungi; Ascomycota; Pichiomycetes; Pichiales; Pichiaceae
Exons: 1
Coding region: 1-2652 (883 amino acids)
Biological process (GO): proteolysis
Molecular function (GO): serine-type peptidase activity; dipeptidyl-peptidase activity
Source: RefSeq, a predicted model, not a curated record
AUGGUGGCCAAUCAGGAUUCCUCUCGGCUCGAUUCCGAUAUCGAGCUCCAGGACCAAAAUUCAAGGAGAAACUCUUAUGAACUUGAACAGGUGAACCAGUUUGCAAUUGACGAGGAAGAUGACAGCGAUUUGAUCUACCAUCCACGGCUACGGAAUAAACGGCUAUCUAGCCAUUCCGGUGACGUCUCGGGGCUUUCGCUUAAACAAAGAAUACGCCAUUCGUUGAGUCUUCCCCAUAACAGACGGAGACUCACCAUCUUCAGUAUCGUGAUUUUCGUGAUCUGGCUCGUUUUGUUGAUUUCCUUUGCCAACCAAGGGGCAUUUUCCAACGGGAACAAGCCUGUUCCUGUAGCAAAUGGAACCACUGGAAAUGCCGAUACCGACUCGAAUAAGCCACCACAAGACUCGACAGAGGAAUCUGCUAUCCAAGACUCGGACGAUAUCAAACCCAUGACCCUCGAAGCCGAAAGAAUGGGUUCUUUCUACGUGUUUAGAUACAGUCUAGAUUUCCUUGAUAUCCCUGGCUUGGACUUCGACCAAGACGAAGGUCUAUAUUUACAUACUGCAGGGUCCAUUCAUUUUCUAAGAAAAGCAUCCGAUCCCGAGUACAAUGCUAAAUUAUACGAAAUGAACGAGGUUCAACAGGAUGGACGUUCGCAUCAUCUCUCAUUCGUGGAAGUCAGCUCCCAGCUUAAGAAAGUCCUGUUAGUCUCCGAGCAGACUGCAGAAUGGAGACAUUCGAGCUACGGUGUUUACUGGAUUUUGGAUAUCGAAUCAGGCGAAAUCACUCCUUUGUAUAAAAAGGACGACAAGCUGGUCCAGCUCAGUUUUGCGCAGUUUUCUCCGCUCGGAAACUAUAUCACAUUCGUUUACGAAAACAACAUCUACCUUUUGAAUUUAAAGACUAGCGAAAUAAUCCAGGUGACAAAAGACGGCAGCUCUUCAAUUUUCAACGGAAAGCCAGACUGGGUGUAUGAGGAGGAGGUUCUGGGCAGCGAUCGUGCUAUUUACUGGUGUCCUGACGAGUCUCAUUUUGCGUUCAUAAAAUUCGAUGACUCUAAGGUUCCUGAAUACGACUUGGAGUUCUUCAAAGAUGGAAAGUACCCAGUCACAGAGAAGCUCAAGUAUCCAAAACCCGGUUACGACAAUCCAAUUGCAAGCGUUUUUGUGUAUUCGCCUGAAUCCAAGUCGUCAGUGGAAGUCAAACAUGAAGGAACCAAGCUGGGCUUUGAUUUUGUCGUUUAUCAAGUGGCAUGGAUCAAUGCAAAUGAGCUGCUAGUCAAAGAAACUGACAGGACCAGUAGAAAUGUUGAUGUCAGAGUGUUCAAGACCGAGGAUGGUUCGUCUACCGUGGUUCGCUCGUACAACACUAAUGACUAUGAGGGAUGGUAUGUCAAUAACGGCGACAUAUUUGUGGUCCCAACAGGUGGAUACAUUGAUACAGUAGUUGACAACUACCGAGACCAUUUGGCAUACUUUGAGUCUGCGACAUCAGCAGAACCAAAAAUUAUUACGACUGGCGAUUGGGACGUUGUUGAUGGUGUUGCAGGGUAUGGCAAGGCUGACAAAACUGUCUACUUCAUUGGAACUGCUGGAAACGCUCUGGAACACCAGAUUUAUCAGGUGAAACUUGACGGCAGCGACUUGCGCAAUCUCACUAAUGUGGAGGACAUCAGUUCGUACAGUCUCAGUGUUUCAAGUGCGGGAAAAUACGGCUUUGUUCAGUACAAGGGUCCAAAUCUGCCAACCGACAAGAUUGUCACCAUGAGCACUUUCUCCGAGACAAACGAGGAGUACGUCAACUCGAAGAAUUUAAACACCGCAAAGCUGGUUGCGGACGACUUGCAACACUAUCAGGUUCCACUGAAGGAGUACAAGACGGUUACAUUGGAAGAUGGAACCACCAUCGACGUGAUCGAAGUCAAACCAUACAAUUUCAAUCCGGAAAACAAGUAUCCUGUGUUGGUGAGUGUUUACGGUGGACCCGGAGCUCAGAAACUGAGCGCGUCGUUUGGGUAUGGUUUUGAAGAGGUGUCUGUGUCUGGUUUGGAGAUUGUUGUUUGGUACAUCGAUCCAAGAGGCACUGGUGGCAGAGGAUGGAAGUACAAGUCUUUUGCCAAGGACAAGAUCGGGUAUUGGGAACCACGGGAUAUUGUGGAGACUGCACAACGUCUUAUUGAGCAGACCGACUAUAUCGACAUGGAUCUGACAGCUAUCUGGGGAUGGUCGUAUGGAGGCUUUACCACUUUGAAAACGUUGGAGUACGACGCAGGCACAACUUUCAAGUACGGAAUGGCGGUUGCUCCAGUUACCAAUUGGGAGCUGUACGACUCGAUCUACACGGAGAGGUAUAUGGGAAAGCCUCCAGAGAACGGAAACUAUGAGAGUGUUUCGAAGAUUGUCGACGUGAACGGAUUCAAACAAGUCACCCGAUUUUUGGUGAUGCACGGGACGGCAGACGACAAUGUGCAUUUCCAAAACACGCUGCACCUAUUGGACGAAUUCGACAAGAACGGCGUUGAAAACUACGACAUGCAUGUGUUCCCAGACUCCAACCACAACAUCGCCCACAACAACGCCAACACCAUAGUGUAUGAUAAGCUCUACAGCUGGUUAAAGGCAGCUUUUGACCGCAAGUUCACCAGCCUAUAG